This is a messenger RNA of Prosopis cineraria, 911 nucleotides long. RefSeq lists its product as uncharacterized. The record is from RefSeq and is a predicted model, not a curated record. The transcript is spliced from 4 exons. NCBI's taxonomy places the organism in Eukaryota, Viridiplantae, Streptophyta, Magnoliopsida, Fabales, Fabaceae. The coding region runs from base 202 to 735 and encodes 177 amino acids.
AAACUCGGAUUGUGGAUGGAAUCCACUUGGAGGAGUCACCGUUCUUUUUCCUCAGGAAGAAAAUCCGGUAAACUUGGAAUGAUGGUUGGCGAGCGAAAGGUUAUCGAUAUCUUUUAUUUAUUUAUUUUAUGCUAAAGAGGCUUUCCACAUCCGAUCCUCCUGGUUUUACUUUCUGUACUUCUGUGCCGCAAAAUAAGGAGCAUGUCAUUCCACCAGUGGUGCCUGGGUCGUGGUGGCUUCGAUGUCCUUAAUGCAAGAUGGAUGACAGAAUCAGUUCCGGUUGCUCAACGCAGCAGAAGUAAUCGUUCUUAUGCACUCAAACCCAAUCGGCGAAGGCGGGCGAUAGAGAAUGCCCAAAUCCGACUUUCUCCACUUCACUCAGUGGACCUGAAGAUGACGAGCCCUCAGCGACGCCAAAACCUGAAGCCUUUAUCCGCGUCGGUUCCUGUUCCGCCACCGCUUGACCUCACCGAAGACAACGUGCGACAAGUCUUGACCGACGCUCGAGCGGAGCUGGGUCAGAUCUUCGAUGCUUCUGUCGGCAUCACUGGGAAGGCUGAGCUGGCAGAACUGGACGGACCUUUCGUGAAGAUUAGCCUCAGGGGUCGAUUUUGGCACAAGCGUUCCACUGUUCUCGCCAGAGUUGGUAAUUAUCUGAAGCAGAGGAUUCCGGAGAUUUUGGAGGUUGAUAUUGAAGACGAGAAACAAUUGGAUGACAGUCCUGAGAAUUUUUGAGUGAUAGGGCGAUCAUGUGGCCAGUUGUUUCGGGUAACGUCCGUAACAAGAGGCGUCGUUGCUGGAUUGUCCCCCUUCCGUACUCCCUACGUCACCAUCUUCUACGUCAUCUCAUCCCCACCAACCCUUAGCAAUUGUUUUUCUUUUAUAUCUUAUAAAAAACUUUUUUUUAUUAA